UUCCCUUCCUCUUGCCCGGCCUCCUCACACGAGCAGCUGCCUCAGCUUCUCGUUGCAUACAUUCUGAUAGAGGCGACUAGCUAGUGAGGAGUGCGAGGAGGGAAGAAAUGUCUGCGAACGACGGAGACAUGAAGAUGAGGGUGAUCGUCGUGGAGGGACAGGAGAUGAGGGCGCCGAAGGAGGACAAGUGCUGCGAGUACACCCUGGACGGCUCCGUCGACAUCAAGGGCCGGCCAGCGGUGAAGGGUCUGUCCGGCGGAUGGCUCGCCGGCGGCCUCAUUCUCGUGAACCAGGGCCUGGCGACGCUGGCCUUCUUCGGCGUGAACGUGAACCUGGUACUGUUCCUGACGCGUGUACUGGGGCAGAGCAACGGCGACGCCGCCAACAACGUCAGCAAGUGGACGGGCACGGUGUACAUGUUCUCCCUCAUCGGCGCCUUCCUCAGCGACUCCUACUGGGGCCGAUACAAGACCUGCGCCAUAUUCCAGGCCAUUUUUGUGCUUGGCCUCGCGCUGCUGUCGGUGUCGUCGCACCUCUACCUGAUCAGCCCGGUCGGGUGCGGCACGGAGCACGCGCCCUGCGGCCCGCACUCCGGCAAGGAGCUGGGGAUCUUCUACAUCGCGCUGUACAUGAUCGCGUUCGGCAACGGCGGGUACCAGCCCAACGUCGCCACCUUUGGCGCCGACCAGUUCGACGAGGAGGACCCAGCCGAGGCGCACUCCAAGGUCUCCUUCUUCAGCUACUUCUACCUCGCCCUCAACCUCGGCUCGCUCUUCUCCAACACCUUCCUCAGCUAUCUCGAGGACAAGGGCAGCUGGGCCUUGGGCUUCUGGGCCUCCACCGCAGCCGCGGCAACUGCCUUGCUGCUGUUCCUGAGCGGGACGCUCCGGUACCGCUACUUCCAGCCCAGCGGAAACUCGAUCGGCAGGAUCUGCCAGGUCGCCUUCGCCUCGUGCAGGAACUGGAAGGCCAGUGCGUCGCCGGGAGUGCAGAGCCUGUACGAGAGCGACGAGAAGGCGGAUGCCAGUGGCAGGAAGCUUCCGCACACAGAAGGCUUCAGUUUCUUGGACCGCGCGGCGCACGCGGACACGGACUCCAAUCUCGGCGCGCGCGACCCCUGGAAGUUGUGCACGGUGACGCAGGUGGAGGAGGUCAAGAGCAUCCUGCGGCUCCUCCCCAUCUGGCUCUGCACCAUCCUCUACUCCGUCGUCUUCACCCAGAUGGCCUCGCUCUUCGUAGUACAGGGCGCCGCAAUGCGCCGCACCACCGCAUUACCCGGCUUCUCCGUACCGCCGUCCAGCAUGUCGGCCUUCGACAUCCUCACCGUCGCCGCCACCAUCUUCCUGUACCGCCGUGCCAUCUGCCCGUUCCUGGCACGGCUCACCGGGCGCCGGACCGGCCCGUCCGAGCUGCAAAGGAUGGGUCUCGGCCUGGUCGUGGGCGCCCUGGCCAUGGCCACGGCCGGAACGGUCGAGCACUUCAGGAAGACCCGAGCCACCACAGCGAUGAGCAGCGACCUACACAUCAUAUGGCAGGUGCCGCAGUACGCGCUGAUUGGCGUGUCGGAGGUGAUGAUGUACGUCGGGCAGCUCGAGUUCUUCAACAGCGAGAUGCCCGACAGGCUCAAGAGCUUCGGGAGCGCGCUCUGCAUGAUGUCUAUGUCGCUGGGGAACUACUUCAGCGACGUCAUCGUGAGCGCGGUGACCAAACUCACUACGUCGCAGGGGCGGCCCGGGUGGAUCCCGGCCGACCUAAACGAGGGUCACCUCGACAAGUUCUACUUCAUGCUCGCCGUGCUGGCAAUCGCGGACUUCGCGGUGUACCUCCUGUGCGCGAGCCGCUACAGGAAUGGCAAGGUGGAUGGGAGGAGCAACGACGUGGAGAAAGGGACGGCCGGUCAGGUGGCAUCCCUGGUGUACGUGUGACUCAGCCGUCUCCGAUGGGUGUCGUACUUAGUUCUUGAGAUGGAGACUGCAGUUGGAACUGUUUUAUCAUGACGGGUUUUUCAUUGAUGAUAGGAGAAAUAUGGGAAUUAAUGGGGGUGCGACUAAAGAAUAAGGACUUGCUAAAUACUCAUACGCGUUGUUCUGUCAUGUAUUAACGUAUAAUGAUCAUUGUUCACAUUUCAUUUUGGCCAAUGUAACAAGAGAGCACGACUGUUACUGACCACUUCUUUGCUUCUUCUUCGGAAGACCACUAUUUUUGUUUUUGGUAGCGUUGCCUAUCUUAAUGUCUACUCAUGCAGUUGCA
Molecule: messenger RNA, 2250 nt
Organism: Phragmites australis (common reed)
Lineage: Eukaryota; Viridiplantae; Streptophyta; Magnoliopsida; Poales; Poaceae
Product: protein NRT1/ PTR FAMILY 7.2-like
Exons: 5
Coding region: 108-1925 (605 amino acids)
Biological process (GO): transmembrane transport
Cellular component (GO): membrane
Molecular function (GO): transmembrane transporter activity
Source: RefSeq, a predicted model, not a curated record